AUGUCUAUCCUCGAGUUCAUGGGCCAGGGUUAUACUCCCGCCGGCAUGGACCCAACAGAAUUCUUCGUCAAUGGCGAUGAACCAUAUGUCCUCGCCUCAGACUACACCAUCAUUCCCCAGCCGCCACAGCACCUCGUCGUUCCCCAACUCGCCGGCACCAUAGAAGGCGCCGCCGAUCUGCUGACCCUCCCCUCUUCCGGGACCGUCCUGCCCGAAGAGCUCUCCUCCCAUCCCACGCCCGCCGCCUACAAGCCGCACGGCUCGCCCGCCAGCAGCACCAGCGGCUCCUCGCGCAAGCGCGGCCGGCUGCCCUCGCCGCCCGAGCAGGACCCCGGCGAGGAGGACCCCGAGACGGCCAUCAAGCGCCAACGCAACACCAUGGCCGCGAGAAAGUACCGCCAAAAGCGCCUGGAUCGCAUCUCGGACCUGGAGCGCUCGCUGGGCGACAUGACGGACCAGAGGGAUGCGCUCAAACUACAGCUCGCGCGCAAAGAAGCAGAAGUGGACGCGCUGAGAGAAAUGCUCGUGCGCAAGUAA
This is a messenger RNA of Cordyceps militaris CM01, 537 nucleotides long. Its product is annotated as Basic leucine zipper. The transcript is spliced from 2 exons. The record is from RefSeq and is a predicted model, not a curated record. Lineage: Eukaryota; Fungi; Ascomycota; Sordariomycetes; Hypocreales; Cordycipitaceae. Gene Ontology annotation, molecular function: DNA-binding transcription factor activity, RNA polymerase II-specific; RNA polymerase II cis-regulatory region sequence-specific DNA binding. Gene Ontology annotation, biological process: DNA-templated transcription; regulation of transcription by RNA polymerase II. Bases 1 to 537 code for a protein of 178 amino acids.